Messenger RNA from Megalops cyprinoides (Indo-Pacific tarpon), 5458 nucleotides. It is a transcript of the gene elk4, whose product is annotated as ETS transcription factor ELK4. Gene Ontology annotation, cellular component: nucleus. The coding region runs from base 729 to 2102 and encodes 457 amino acids. Gene Ontology annotation, molecular function: sequence-specific DNA binding; DNA-binding transcription factor activity, RNA polymerase II-specific. The transcript has 6 exons. Gene Ontology annotation, biological process: regulation of transcription by RNA polymerase II; cell differentiation. The record is from RefSeq and is a predicted model, not a curated record. Lineage: Eukaryota; Metazoa; Chordata; Actinopteri; Elopiformes; Megalopidae.
UAGAGAAUAAAAUAUUUUAAAAGUUUAUUUGGGAAAAAGAAGAAAUGAUACACUUUACAACUGAAAUGUGGAUUCGCAAAACAAAAGCAAAUCUGAAUCUCCGAGUCUUCGUGUCUGACGUGAUGGCACGCAGCUGGACUAGCUAGGUAACUCCAAGUAGCUAGCUAGCUAGCUAAAUGAAACAUAUUUUCAAUUUCAUGCAGCAAACGCCUCCCACGCACGCAUGUCUGCAGAGCGCCCUGCAAGUUCAUAGCAGCAUGUAGUUUAGCGUUUAUUUGAAAGGGGAAAGUACACUAGAUAUCUGAUUGGAAAUAACGCUGAUCUUUGAUCGCGUUAUUGCAUCCGACCGUGAGCUGAGGUUAGCUACAGGAAAUAUUUGGUGCGAAAAUGUUACCGUCUGGAUAGCUUUGCGGAGUAGCGCAGGGUGCUGCCUGACGGCUUUUUUUAUCGGGAACGGCUACAGGAGGGACUCGCCAGCCAGCCAGCUAAAACAAUCGCGAAAUGCAAAACAAAAAAGGAAGUGAUCUCAAUAUGGCCUUAAUUUCCUGUUCUUGAAAAUCUCUGUAAGACACUAAACGUUUUUUUUUUUCACAUCUAGUCCGCUAACGUUUGUUUGCUACCAUUUUGUUUGUUUAUUUGUUUUGCGCGGGUAUUUUAGCAUGUCUUUUUAUUUAUGCUGUGAAACUCUGGAUUCCAUAUUCUGCAAGGAUCUUGGCUAGUUCGCAGGCAUGGACAGCUCGGUGACCCUGUGGCAGUUCCUGCUGCAGCUCCUUCUGGACCCCAGCAACGAGCAGCUCAUCUGCUGGACCAGCGAGGACGGCGAGUUCAAGCUGCUGCAGGCCGAGGAGGUAGCCAAGCUGUGGGGAGCCCGCAAGAACAAGCCCAGCAUGAACUACGACAAGCUCAGCCGCGCCCUGCGCUAUUACUACGACAAGAACAUCAUCAAGAAGGUGAACGGUCAGAAGUUUGUGUACCGCUUCGUAUCCUAUCCAGACAUCCUGAGCGGGGAUGCCACGGUGAGGGUGGAGGGGGCCCGGGAGGGCGGGGCCGGGGUGGGGUCCCUGCCCUGCUCUGAAAGGGGGGUGACCCAGAGGGACAAGGAGAACCGGGCCGGGGGCGAGAAGGCCGGCGCGGCCACCCAGGGCUCCAGCAAACCGUCCAGCCGCAACGACUACAUCCACUCUGGCCUGUAUACCUCCUUCACCCUCACCUCCCUCCAGGCCGGGGCCCAACUCUUCAAAUCCAUCAAGGUGGAGAACCCGGGCGAGAAGCUGGCGGAGAAAAAGUCCGGCCCAGACCCGUUGCAGUCCGUCAUCAAGUUCGGGACCACGCCCCCCAAGAAGCAGCCACCGGCCCUUGAGCCCCUUCCACAGGAACCCAUGGAGGAGAAGCAACUCCCACAGCGGGUACACCCACUUCAGGCCCCGCCUUCGACUGAUGAUGCCACAGCAAAGCAGACCCCCCUCCCGCUGGCCUCAUGUGCAUUCGAAGAGGACCCAUCCACUGAGGGUCCGCUGCCUGGCUUCCCUCUCGCCGGGCUGUCCCCACACCUCCCCCCCAGCUCCCCCUCUCCCAGCACAGUCCCUGACUCCACCCAGGAGCUGGUGAUUGACAGUGACAUUGAGUCCAUAUCCUCACAGCCUUCAGAGCUGCAGCUACAGGCGCAGCCGGCCGCCACGUCCCAGGACGCGGGAGUGUCGGACCGUCAGGUGCAGCGCGUUCCAGCCAGCAACACAGCAGGCAGCGGCCAGAACGGGAAGUCCAAGAAGCCCAAGGGCCUGGAGCUGACUCCCACCCUGGUGGUGACCAGCUCGGACCUGAGCCCCAUGAAUCUGUCCAGCCCCUCCCUGCCCACGGCCUCCCUCACCCCCGCUUUCCUGCAGACCCCUACCCUACUGCUCACGCCCAGCCCCCUGCUGUCCAACAUCCACUUCUGGAGCACGCUCAGUCCGGUGGCCCCCCUCAGCCCCGCCCGGAGGCAGGGCACGCACACCCUGUUCCAGUUCCCCUCAGUCCUCAACACACAGUUCCAGCUGCCCGUUCACAGCCUGGACGGUUCCAACACUCCUGGACCCCUGUCCCCGGAUGCCCAGAAGACAUAGUGCAGGAGCCAGGAUGCCUGGGCGGGCCCUGCUGCUCUGGCCUGCAUCCCUCCUGCACAGUUUUCACAGAGACAUACGUACCAGUCUGAGCCUGUAGACCAAAUCGGGCCUUCUUGGAACAAGGCGGAGCUCGAUGGGUGGGACCGGGGGAGAGGGGAGAGGUAGCAGUGUUUGAGAGAUUGUCUUGGACAAGCCUGGGAAAUGAUUCAGGGAUUCCAGUAUGUUUUGCCUCCGUGUCUCUCCUGGAAGUCGUGACUGGAGUUUAUGAGGGAAGUCUAGACAAAAUGCAAUGACUGUUGUCAUGGAUGGCCUUUGAAAGGGUUUCUUAUUUGUUUUGGACGAGCCUUUUCUCUUGCCUCCUCUCCUGUUUCCUGUACAGUUUCACCCAGGCCUUACGUAAACCAGGGGAGGGUUUGCUUCCAAGCGGCUUCAGAUGACACCAGAUCUGCGUGUGAAGCACAGGAGCGCUGUGCAUUAAGGUGGACGUUGGUCUGCUAUUUUGUGUCAUAUGACACAAGGAACCGGAUCAUGUGAUCUCAAAUGGCCAUUUGAGAGCCUCCACAGUGGCAACCAAUCAGAAGUAAGUUGACUGUUGGCGUUAGGAACUUUGUUUCGUUUUGUUUUUUGUGGUAGUCACAUUUUAACGUAGGAAAUUGAUCCGCUCUUGGUCGAGGUAUCACGCUUACUGUCAUACCUGUGUUCAUGGAGGCAUAUCCUUAUGAAAUAGGCUUUGUGUUUUCUGAAAUCAACCAGCUACCUUAACCAUCAGCCAUAUCUCUUCUAGUGAGGUAAAAACAAACCAUAGCUCACCUCUACAUAUUAUAACUCUAGAUGGCAUUGUGAUGAUAUUCUGUCUUGUCAGUCAGCUUUUUAUAGUUAAUGUGCACCUGUUGGCUUAACUGAAAUGCAUAUCCCUCUGUGUUUGUGAUAUGUUCACACAUACCUAGUGAAAUGACUAUGCUUAAACCUGAACAGGGCUUUAACAUGAAGCAGUUUUGUCACAGCGUCUUGCAGAGUAAGAAUUUAAAGCCGUGAAGGUGUGAAAUGAGAAACCCUUUUACUGAAUUUGAUUCGGCAGAACUUCGUUGGUAGCCCCUGUGAUUGGUGUUUGGUAAGUUUGACCCCGCUUUUCACCCAAUGUAGUAUUGUCCUUCGAAGGGUCAUUAUAUUUGAACUGCAUCAUACACUAUGAAGAAGUUUGGGUUAGUAUUUUGGAAUUAUGGAGUGAGCCAUACAUGCAUGAAAUACACAAGUCAUCUUGUGUAAAUGACUAAACCAAAUGCAUGAAAGGAAAAGACAGAAAUAUUUGUGCGGAAAUGUGCAAAUUUAAAAUUUGAGAUGAUCACUUUUUGACUGCUAUCUACAUGGAUUUUCACUUAGAUUGGGUACAGCUGAUGUCCGCCCAUCGAGCAGAUGUCAGGCACUUCCGAGUGAUUGAGCUGAUUAGGCCCGGGCCCUGCAAAAACGGACAUGCCCGAUUGCACCCCAGAGGUUACGGGGGGGGGGUAGUCUAAUUGGGAGGAGUUGUGAGUGUUAAGCUGCUCCUUUUGCAGAAGUCCAGUUGGAGUUCUUGACACAGAGGGAAGUAAAACCUGCAUCCCCCAAAGCCUCCCUGAGGGCAGGUUGGCCCUCAGGGCUCAGGACCGUGGGCCAGAACCAAAACCCAAUUUGGUUUGCAGGUUUCAGGGCACAGGCAGCGCCCCAAGCCAAAAGGCCAAAAAGCAGCACUUGUCCUAUCUCUCUUGGGUUUACUUUUUUCGAUUCAGAAAGCUAUUUUUUCUGGCAGCUAUAGGGACUUUCUCUCUACUUAGUGUAUUAAAUUCACUACUUUUGCCAAGACCCAGGAGUAAUGAGUAAUAUAGAAAUAUAUUUUUGAGGGGAAAAAACUGCUUGAUAUAUUGAUGUGUAAUAUCUCAGGUAUAUACAAUGCAUGCCCAGAGGACAAUAUUCUUGUAUAAGUGUUUUUUUGCAGCCACAUAUUAAUUAUUAUUUCAGUAGACUUGAUUAAUAAUUCUGCUUGAUAAUGAAUUUUUCACAAGAAAAAAAAUGAACUUGUUUAGCUCAGAGCAACGUGCUCAGAGCAAUGUAUGACACAGCCAUGAUUACGUGAUGCCUUAUACAAGUCUUUGCUGUCAUAUGUAAUAGCUAUGACAGGUUAAUAAAAAAGCAACGCGCCAUUUCUCCUCAAAAACAUUCUACCCUUGAUGGGCCCUAAGGGGUUAUUCAAACAUGUCGGAUGAACGGUGUUUGACGCCAAGACGGUUAUCAGACCUGAUGAAAUGCCGGCAAGAAAAGGCGAACAUAGGCACUUGCCGGUUGUAGUUACCAUGAGGUGGAUGUAUCAUAAGCUAAAGUAGGCGGCGCAGGUUGGGAUUUGGUCAGGACCUGCCAUUUCUGAGUUUCUGUCACUGCUUGUUUUGUCUUGAUCCAGACCGUCAGUGAAAGUUCAGGUGUUGCAGUAUUUAGACUUAAAGGUGCUUCAGGUCCUACUGUUGUUGCUCUGCAGCUGUGUGCUACAGUGAUGUGUUGCUUGUCAUUGGCUCUUGCACAAUAUCAGGAACCUUAAAACUGAAAGUGCAGCUUUCAGCGGCACGCCAUGUAAAGCCAUAGAAUGCAUAGGAAUAAAUCCCCAUGGAAAACCGUCUUUAGGAACUUUUCCAUUAGACUGAGAUUCACUCUAUGUAAGAACGUGUAUGAUAUUCUACCACUGGUUCCCUUACACUCUUCACAGCUAGUACCUGCAUGUGUUUCAAAUUGAUGCAAUUGUAUUGUAACAAACAUACUAGCUUGAAGUGCAUUCCUUUUGGUUUAUUGUUUAAAAAAACGGUGUAAAUGUGACCAAAAAAGAUUGACAACAAGAAAAUGUUUUUUUUUUUCUUUUUUUGUUGGAAUCAUUUUCACUUUUUCAUUUUAUUUUUCUCUUCCACGUACCUGUAAAUUUGACCCCAAUGGGAAAAUUCAGAACUUCUCAUCGUGAUGAUGUGUGUCUGCUUUACAUUUUUCUUACGUUUAUUUUACAAAUCUGUGUAGAUUUCAGUGGUUCUGAGCUUAAGGUGCGUUUGAGUGUGGGGCUUUUUCCCCUUCGUGGCAUUAUCGUUUGGACAUUGUAGCCUUAUUGAACUUGUAUCUGGUUCAUGUUUUGUAUUUUCAUCAUUAGUGUUUACACAAGUGGAGUGUAUCACAUUGGCACUUAUAUUUUGGGGUUCCUUGUAAAACUAGACAGUUCAGUACAUACCUUUUGUCUUUUAAAUUUUGUUGUCAAAUUGUUUUAAAAAAAAAAAACUAUAUUAUUGAUGUUUAUAUAUGCCUCAGUUGAACAGAAAUGCCAUUUUUCCCCUUCAUACCUACAGCGAAAA